Messenger RNA from Onychostoma macrolepis, 3459 nucleotides. RefSeq names its product low affinity immunoglobulin gamma Fc region receptor II-like. The record is from RefSeq and is a predicted model, not a curated record. Lineage: Eukaryota; Metazoa; Chordata; Actinopteri; Cypriniformes; Cyprinidae. The transcript has 7 exons. Gene Ontology annotation, molecular function: transmembrane signaling receptor activity. Gene Ontology annotation, biological process: cell surface receptor signaling pathway. Bases 2 to 955 code for a protein of 317 amino acids.
UAUGGACCCCAGUCUACUUCCUCUAAUGCUUUUGCUGAUUUCAAACAUCCACCCUGGACAAAGUCAAGACAAACCCAAAUUAACUGUAAAGCCGCAGAGUUCGGUGUUCACUGGAGACACAGUUACUCUGAGCUGUGAUGUGGGACAGUUAACUGGACCAACGAUUAUCUGGUACAAAGACUUUAAGAGAACAGAAACUAGUGAUGUAACAAAUACACUGAGAGAUGUGAGAGUCUCUGAUGGAGGAACAUAUGCAUGUGCUGUAGCAAGAGAGACCACACAAAGCCCAGGGCUCGUGCUGACAGUAAGAAAGAGACCCAAGCCUGUAGUGCGUGUUCAGCCUGAUGGACGUGUGUUCAGAGGACAGACGGUCACUCUCACAUGUCACAUACAGGAGACAGACGUCAGCAGCUGGAGCUACAGCUGGAAUAAAGAUGAUUCACUGAUUCAUGUCAGUCAAUCACAGGAAUACCGAAUCAGUUCUGUUAAUGAAUCUCACACGGGUCAUUACAGCUGUUCUGGAAACGAGACCCGAGGAUCACGAUACUCACACACCAGUGAUAAAGUUACACUGACCGUAUCAGGAUCUUCAGUACCAGAAUUUCCAAAAGGUCCGUUUAACGCCCUGAUCAUUGGAGUGAUUUCAGGACUGAGUGGCGCAUUUCUGCUCAUUUUAUUACUGGUCCUGUUGUUCUGCUGCAAACGCAAGAAAGGUGGAGGAUCUCCGUCUCCCUCUACUGACCAUCAGCUGCAAAACACCAGUCACACAUCAGAUCAUCAGAGGAAGAAUGGACAAACACCAUCAUGUUCCAACACUGUAAUUGGGCCUUCGUGUGUGACCUAUGUUAAAAUUGACCUGAAAUCAAUGAAGGAAAUGAUGAAGAAAAAGAAAGAAAAUAAAGGUAUGACAACAACCCUGCUGAAGUGUCUUUUGCAGUUGUUUGCUGUAACAUAACACAUUAAGAUAAAUGCAUGUAUAAUAAAUAUAUGAUAAACUCUUGUCAUCUGUUAGAAAAUGAGAGUUCUGACACUGUUUACUCCAAAGUGAAGAUUUAAGGUGAAAUAAACUAAAAACAAUGCAAAAUAUCACAAUAUAAAGCAAUUACAAAAAAUACAUACAUACAAAAUGUUUUAUACUUGUGAAUUAAUUUGCAUAAUUUCAGGUGCUGUCGCUGGAUCAAUAUGAUGAAUGCUCAGACAACUUUCAAAAAUGAUUGAUCAUGCAUAUGUUCAUAAUCUGUGACAUUUUAAAACGUGAUUCUGACCACUGAUACAGUACUGCAUUUACUGUUACAUUUCUAACAUGUAUUACAGAAUUAUGAAUAUUAUAAGAAAAUAUCAAUAAGCCUGUGUUCAUGUAUUAAUCUAUCCUCUAGUUGUCCACUAGAUGUCAUCAUAUAGACGAUUUGGUUGUUUCAUCCACAUUUUAUUGUGUGACAGUUUAUGAUUUGCACUUGUGCAUUCUUAUGGUAUUUAUUUACUGUGUGUUAGUCCUCUUGCUUUCAUACCUGCACUGCUUGUAGGCUACUUUAAUCAUGUAAGUUAAUCAAAUGUAUUUUUCACAUGAGUUUCAAAAUCUAAAUAAAGUACUAUAUCACUUGUGAAGUGAAACUAACUAAUGAUUCUCUGUGGGAACUGGAUGUGAUGUGAUAACUGUUUUACACCAGGGUCACACCCCUAGUCUUUCUGACUCUGAGGUUUGUAUUAACCACACAGUACAGUACAGUACAGUUUAUUGACACUGGGGCAUUAGGACCCAUUCAGUCCACUGGAUGAGCACCCCCUGCUGGUCUCACUAACACCUCUUCAGCAGCAGCCUGGAUGGGAGACCCAGAAGGUCAGCUUAGCUUCACUGGGUGUGCAGGUGAAGGCUUGUGUAGUGGGUUUUCUCAAGCAUCCCAUAUACAUCCGACCCAGAGUUUUCCACACUCUAACAAAAAAUCUGUAAAAAUAGGGCACAAUAUACUGUAUAAUUUGAAGGAAUUUUUCCGUAUUUUUAAUUUUUUACAUGUGUUUUACCAGUAUUUUGAAAUAUCCAUAAAAUUAUGGAUAAUGUUGUGUAAUGUGUAAUGAGCUGCCAGUACUUUUUCUAUUAUUUUACGGAUUUAUUUUUACAGUGCAGGAGUUGACCAGCAUGACUGUCUUUUACAUGUUGUUUAUUGGCAUUUAUGUCAUGCACAAAGACACAUUCUCUAUGCAUCAUCCACUACGCAUUAUCAUUUUACAGAAGCUCGAGCUUCUGAGAACUUCUGACAUCUCAAGCAAUUUGACAUUUGACCAGCCCUGUUAGACUACUGGAGUUAGACUGACUGCUCUAAAUAAAGUAAAUUGAUUUUGACUCAUUGACUGAUUUCGCUGAAUGGGUCAGUCCCCUGGGCCAAUGAAAGGACAGGCUAUAUGUACAUUUACAUUUGUUUUUCUUUUAAUAUACUCACAUAUAGCAACGGGGAUGGCAAUGUACAGCAGCACACUGAGAAAACUCCAACAUCUGUCCAGACCACCAAGACCAAUCCAACAAGUUGCUAUGGAAAGCAUUACAAAGUGCUUAGAGCAAUUGCGUCUCACCUUGAACACUGGUAAAACAAAAAGGAUGCUUUUUUUUUUUUUUUUCUAAAAUGAAUGUGUGUUCUUCCAAUGCAGAUUUUUUUUAUAAAUUGUGAAAAGAUUAAAAUUGUUACUGAGUUUAAUUAUCUUGGUUUAACACUGGAUCCAAAUCUUAGUUAAAAAAAAAAAAAAACAUGUAAAGAAAUUGGUGAGGAAAUAUAACUUGAUAAAUUUCAAAUAAAUGUCUACCCACUGAUGUAUGCAUGCAACAAUCUUUUCUCAUCUGUCAUACUGUCUGACAUGUUGGGAUCAAGCAGGAGAAACUGUUAUUAAACCUUUAAAAUCUCUUUAUAAACAGACUUUAAAAACUCUGGACAAAAAGCCUAAACAAUAUCACCACUGUAGGGUUUUGGAGAAUUACAAUUUUUUGAGCUUUGAUCAUUUUAGACUUUUCUUCUUCAAAUUUGUAAAUUUUACUUCGUGAUUCUGUGCAUUUUCGCUCUACAGUCUCCAUAAUCAUCUACUAGUGAUUGUGUUGUUCCUUUUUGUCACUCUGCCUUUGGAUUAUCGUCUUUCUCAGUGAGAGCUAUUAUUCAUUGGAACACUCUAGAAGACAUAAGGAUGUGCACAUCUAUUGACAUUUUUUUAAAUUGAAACUGAAAUCCUAUUUCAAAUCAACUCAACUCAACUCUGUAAACACUGACAUGGUUGUGGUUUAACUGGACGUUAUCUUUAUUGUUCUUUUUUGGCUCUGAUAGGAUAUGUAUAAAUAUUACUGUAUUGAAUGUGUUUGUUGUUUUAUGUUUUUAUGUUUAUAUGAUUAAGCUACCUGAUCUCAUGAAAGUGCAUAUAAAUAGUACGCCAAAUAAAAAUGAAAACUCGUGGUACUGAUACGCAAAAAUGGACUUUGGCGUG